Messenger RNA from Carassius gibelio (silver crucian carp), 1208 nucleotides. Its product is annotated as vesicle-associated membrane protein-associated protein A. Gene Ontology annotation, cellular component: plasma membrane; endoplasmic reticulum membrane. Gene Ontology annotation, molecular function: FFAT motif binding. NCBI's taxonomy places the organism in Eukaryota, Metazoa, Chordata, Actinopteri, Cypriniformes, Cyprinidae. Gene Ontology annotation, biological process: neuron projection development. The coding region runs from base 116 to 829 and encodes 237 amino acids. The record is from RefSeq and is a predicted model, not a curated record. The transcript is spliced from 6 exons.
UCGUCUGUGUUGUGUGCACGCGCAGCGCACUCCCGUGUCGCUUGCAGUGACUCAGUGGAAGGGUUUACGUUAAACAGUUCUCUCCGGAUCCAAGCGUCAUCUCAACGGCCAAAACAUGUCCAAACUGGAGCAGAUCCUAAUCCUAGACCCUCCUGCAGACCUGAGGUUCAGAGGUCCUUUCACAGAUGUGGUCACGGCCAACCUGAAGCUGAAGAACCCGUCAGAGAGGAAAGUGUGUUUUAAAGUGAAGACCACAGCGCCGCGCAGGUACUGCGUCCGGCCGAACAGCGGCAUCAUCGACCCCGGGGCCACGGUCAUCAUCUCAGUGAUGCUGCAGCCGUUUGAGUACGACCCGAACGAGAAGAGCAAACACAAGUUCAUGGUGCAGACCAUCUUCGCCCCCGCAGCCGCCACAGACAUAGAAGCUGUGUGGAAAGAUGUGAAACCCGAUGAUCUCAUGGAUUCCAAACUCAGAUGUGUCUUCGAGCUGCCGUCUGAAAACGAUAAAGUGAGCGACGUUGAGUCUAAACCAGCGCCGGUUCUGAACUCCUCUAAAGCAGACGGGCCGGUGUCAGUGAACGACUCGGAGAAGAAGAAGAUGAUGGAGGAGUGUAAGCGCUUGCAGACGGAGGUCAGCAAGCUCAACGAUGAGAAUCGCCAGCUCAAGGACGAGGGUCUGAGGCUGAGGAGGUCCCAGCGCAGCGAGCACCUCACGAGUAACUCCAGCUCUGCUCUGGGUCUGGAGUCCAGGGCUGGAUCUCUUCCCUCGCUGCUGGUGGUCAUCGCUGCCAUCUUCAUCGGGUUCUUCCUCGGCAAGUUCAUCCUGUAGAGUCAGAGACCCCCGUCUCUCUUUGUUUGGGUUCAUUUGCUGUUUUCUGUUGAGGGCCAGACGGAUGUUAGAGCCAUGAACUGCUUCUGAAAGUCUUCCCCUCAAACGCGUUUCGUUUCACUCAAACUCGAUGGAAAGUGUAAAUGUGGUUUUAAUGGUUCGUCCAGACGAAGGAAGAGCUUCGGACCUUCACCAGAGACACAGGUGCCUCCUCCUGUACAUUCGUUCUGUUCCUAACAACUCCAACGCAGACUGUUUUAUUACUGUAAUUAUCAUUUAUUAAUUAUAUUAUUAAUGUACUUUCUGUCAGAGCAGCAUUUAUCCACACUUUAGUGUCUCAUACUAGAUGACAUUGAAGAAAUAAAAGAAAAAACCUGAA